Arabis nemorensis is the source of this 756-nucleotide messenger RNA. The record is from the annotation of a GenBank genome assembly. Lineage: Eukaryota; Viridiplantae; Streptophyta; Magnoliopsida; Brassicales; Brassicaceae.
AUGUCGGGCUCGAUGAUCGGCGAUCAGAGUUAUCUCUUUCUCAAUCGGAUACAAGAGAGAAGGUUCGAUGAAGAAUCGCUUCGGAUUCUCGAUUUAUCUCUGGUUGCAAUGAAUGUGAAAUCGUUUUCCGAGGUUAGAUCUCGUUUGAGAGAUUUCAUGAGAUCUGAAUCGGCUUCCAUUUUCGGUGAGCUUACUGGAGAACACAUCGUUGCAAAACUCUCCGUACUUGAAUUCUUCGCUCGUGCUUUUGCUCUUAUCGGUGAUAUGGAGAGUUGUUUGGCUAUGAGGUAUGAGGCAUUAAAUUUGAGGGAGAUCAAGUCCACUAGCUGUUUGUGGUUAAGGGUUUCACAUUCAGAAUGGACCCAAUUUGCAGUCCAAUCUAUGGAAAAUGGAUUCCCUUCUAUUGCAGGAAAGGCGUCUGAAAAUGCGCUAUUGAGCCUUAAGAGGGAUUUUCUUAUUGAAACAAACUCAGAAGAGUAUUCUGAAAAUUUGGAUGCUGCAGAGAAAGUAAGGAGACUAAGGGAUUCAGCUGCCUCUUUAACAUCUUCACAUUCAGUUCAGGCACAAGGUGCAGAAUACUUGAGGAGCAAGGAGCUCAGGAUACUAAGUAGACAGGCUCCACCUACUAAAAAUCUACACUGCACAGGUAGCAAUUUGUUCAGAGAAGGAAUCAAGAAGCGUAAUGAACGAAUGUUCCAAGAUAUCCGUAGCAUUCAGAUGAUCCAAGAACUAGAAUCAGAUUCGCAUUGUCUUUGA